AUGCAAACUCCUCCCCUAGCCCACCAAGGACAACAACAGCCGAUGAUGUACCAGCAACAAGCGAACGGCAUGAACUACCAACAACAGCCUGGCAUGAUGCAGCAUGAUCCAAACCAGCAUCAAAUGCACCAACAACAGCAGAUGUACGGACAACCCCCGCCGCAGCAAUAUCAGGGCGGACCCACUUCUCCCCCGGGCCAGGGUCAGCAGAUGGGUGGUGGCGGCAUGGCUCAAAACAAGAAUGACGGCAGCCAGUUCAAGACCGCGACAGCGAUUCCGAAUCUGGGUAUGGGCCCUGCCCCAGUGGAUUGCCCUAGCUGCGGGAAAAGAGGAAUGACCAGAGUUAGCUAUCAAGCUGGAAAUACCACCCACAUCUGGGCCGGAAUCACCUUUUGCUUCACCCUCUGCCUCUGCUUCAUUCCAUACUUGAUGAACUCCCUCAAGGACGUGCAGCACCACUGCAGCAAUUGUGGUGUCCUACUCGCCACGUGGCACAAGAGUGGUGCUGUGGACGUUCAUAUGCAUGGUUAG
This is a messenger RNA of Endocarpon pusillum Z07020, 531 nucleotides long. RefSeq lists its product as uncharacterized. Gene Ontology annotation, molecular function: zinc ion binding. The transcript has 2 exons. The record is from RefSeq and is a predicted model, not a curated record. NCBI's taxonomy places the organism in Eukaryota, Fungi, Ascomycota, Eurotiomycetes, Verrucariales, Verrucariaceae. The coding region runs from base 1 to 531 and encodes 176 amino acids.